CAUACCAGUCGGAGCUCCCUCGCCUUUCUGGCCUCUGCUUCCUUCACAUCCUCAUUGCCCAUCAUGCCCCGCGCAGUCCGAGGUUUGUUGAUAGAGUGCGAUCCCUCCAUCAAGGCCAUGAUCCUGAAGUACGAUGAAGAGCGACACGAUUACAUAGUGGAGGAUUUGGAUGAUGAGAACCAUUUGGUCAUCAAAGAGAGCCAGCUGGAGAACCUCAAGGUUCGCCUGGAUCAGGACCUUGAUGAGAAGAUCAUGCAGCUGGAUGAAUCCGAAUCCGAAUGAUUGAAUACUUCACAAGGUAUAUCGACGAAAUCCCACUCGAGCACUACCAUGGCGCUCCAUGCCAAAUGACUCGGUCCACACUGUUUCGAUGACUUGUGCCUAGCGAGACACUAUCCUAGGAGCAAAACACCAUCCACCUUUCCACACGUACUCCGCUCUGUUGCCGUCUACUGCUUCUCGCACAAAUCGCGUCAUAUGG
This is a messenger RNA of Penicillium canescens, 481 nucleotides long. It is a transcript of the gene tfb5, whose product is annotated as TFIIH complex subunit TFB5. Gene Ontology annotation, biological process: transcription initiation at RNA polymerase II promoter; nucleotide-excision repair; nucleotide-excision repair, preincision complex assembly. The transcript has 3 exons. Gene Ontology annotation, cellular component: transcription factor TFIIH core complex; transcription factor TFIIH holo complex. The record is from RefSeq and is a predicted model, not a curated record. The annotation marks the transcript as partial. Lineage: Eukaryota; Fungi; Ascomycota; Eurotiomycetes; Eurotiales; Aspergillaceae.